GUAUAAGAACUUGAAGGCUACAGAUGUAAGGAUGUCUGAACUGAUACUGUGAACCAGCUGGGAGCCUACCUUUGCACGUAAGCAAUCAGGACUUUAUGAGUAUAAAAUCUUUGGUGGUCUUGCUGACUGUCCCCCAAAACUGUGUGUGGAUGUCUAUAUGGACUUAGAUUUCAGAAAACAAUGGGAUCAGUAUGUUAAAGAACUAUAUGAGAAAACAUAUGAUGGUGAAAAAGUAAUCUACUGGGAAGUGAAGUACCCUUUUCCUCUCUCAAACAGAGAUUAUGUCUAUAUUCGUGAAUGUCGAGAGAUGGAUGUUGAUGGGCGGAAGAUCUGGGUUGUGUUAGCUCAAAGUGUGUCUGUUCCUCAGUGCCCUGAAAAGCCUGGUAUUACCAGAGUUAAAAGCUAUAAACAAAGUCUGGCAAUUGAAAGUGAUGGCAAGACUGGAUCUAAAGUCUAUAUGUACUAUUUUGAUAAUCCUGGUGGCAUGAUUCCAUCAUGGCUGGUCAAUUGGGCUGCCAAGAGUGGUGUGCCUACUUUCUUGAAGGAUAUGCAAAAAGCUUGCCGUAAUUAUUCUAAGAGCACAUAGAUCGAAGUUGAUCUUAAUUGUCUAAUUCCUAGAGCUCUGCACUUACAGGAGUGGCUAUUAUAUAUUACACUGGAUAAAAUCUACCUCUAAUAUUGGAAAGAAUUUUAUUUUAGUUGGUUUAGAAUUUUAUUAGAUCUUUGUUUCCAUCUCCAACUGAAGAGCUAGCCACUGACAAGGUAACACCAACAUCAGCUGCAUCCUUUUGAAAGUACUUAAGUUUAGCUUUGUCCCCCAUGCUUUGCGUAUGCUGAUUGUCAUGUGUCAGCUAGAGGACUUAUGUUGAUUGAAGUAUUACAUCCUUGGAUAAGAGACAACAAUCUUGCUACGAAAAAUAUCUGAACUUGGACUGAAAAUUCUCUGUGUGUGUUAUGCCUGGAUCUGCCUUUGUGGCCUUGCAGGGUGGCUUCGUUCUGAAAUUGAAUAAUGGAACUUGCAUUGCUUAGGAGGAAACACUUUUGCUACCCAAGUUUGUCAUUCUUCAACUGUCUGCCUGCUAUAAACCUGAAAAAUGCUGAGGGCAUAUAGGCAAAUUACUAGAAGUCUGCAGUAGGAACUGGAACUCUGUGUUACUAAGCUUCCUCGUGAUGGCUUUAAGUCCAGAUGUAAAAGGACUUGUGCCUGAAGUCUUGCAUUCACAUCUCAAUACCCCUGUAUAAAAAGUAGAAACCAUUAGCUGUGUCCAGCUAGAAAAAAAGGAGGAGUUGGCUUCCAUGUCUGAUUUAAGGGGAAUAAGUUAUACCUUCAGAGUCAGUAGCCUUAUCUAUAAAGUAGCUUGGAUACCAACUUGAAAUUGGAAGUAAUUUUAAACUGGAUGCCUGCAACUCAAUGUGAAUGAAUUUGAUGUGAAACUUGGGCUUGCUUGCAUUUUUAAAUUUCAUGCUGAUGUAAAGAAUAAUGCUGUAAUUUUGGAUGGUAAUCCACUAAAAGCACAACUGAUCAGGAAAUUAAAUGUCCAGCACCUUU
Molecule: messenger RNA, 1549 nt
Organism: Gymnogyps californianus (California condor)
Lineage: Eukaryota; Metazoa; Chordata; Aves; Accipitriformes; Cathartidae
Gene: PCTP
Product: phosphatidylcholine transfer protein
Exons: 6
Coding region: 158-586 (142 amino acids)
Molecular function (GO): phosphatidylcholine intramembrane carrier activity; phosphatidylcholine binding
Source: RefSeq, a predicted model, not a curated record